Oldenlandia corymbosa var. corymbosa is the source of this 1090-nucleotide messenger RNA. The record is from the annotation of a GenBank genome assembly. NCBI's taxonomy places the organism in Eukaryota, Viridiplantae, Streptophyta, Magnoliopsida, Gentianales, Rubiaceae.
GACUGACUCACCAAAAAGAGUGCCGAUCUUAUAUAUAAAGUACACUCAAUUUUCUUUCUCCACUGACAUGGGUAUCUCAGUAUGGCUGAUAAUCCCUCAGUCGCUUCUCCCAACAGCAAAAGGAUGAAUGGAAAGGUGGCCAUAAUCACCGGUGGCGCCAGCGGAAUUGGGGAAGCCACCGUGAGGCUGUUUGUUGAAAACGGAGCUAAGGUUGUGAUCGCCGACAUCCAAGAUGAUCUAGGCCAAGGAAUCGCCGAUCAGCUCGGCGAAAACGUAAGCUACAUCCACUGUGAUGUGUCCCAAGAGGAUGACGUAAUCAACCUGGUCGACACCACCGUAGCCAAACACGGCCAUCUCGACGUAAUGUACAACAACGCGGGCAUCAUCGACGGCGUUUCCGGGGGUAUUGUGGAAUCUUCCAAGUCCGACUUAGAGAAGCUUCUUGGAGUUAAUGUGGUGGGUGGUUUCCUGGGGGCCAAACACGCCGCGAGAGUGAUGAUACCGGAGCGGAAGGGAUGCAUCUUGUUCACCGCCAGCGCGUGUGUGAGCAUCGCUGGAAUGGCGACUCACGCGUAUGCCGUGACGAAACACGGGAUAUGGGGUUUAGUGAAGAAUCUGUCUGCUGAGCUUGGGGCGUAUGGAAUUCGGGUGAACUGCGUCUCACCGUAUGGGAUACCCACUGGUAUCACCAAAGGACCUCCUCUUUCGGAAGAAGCACGUAAGCAAGCGGAGAUGCAGUUGAGUGAGGUGGGCAAUCUCAAAGGCCAUAUUCUGACAGUGGAUGAUAUUGCUCGUGCGGCAUUGUAUUUGGCUAGUGAUGAAUCCAACUAUGUUAGUGGACUGAACCUGGUGGUUGAUGGAGGUUUCAGCGUCGUUAAUCCGUCCAUGAUUGGAGGUUUUGCCCACAUGAAUAGACCAUGAUUAAUUAUGGAUAAGUACCCUAUGUGAAGAAUUCCAAAAUGAGUACUAUUUUACUGUCCGAAAUAAUCGUUUAACUUGCUUUACUUUUAUAACAAACAGAAUCUUAAAAAAGAUGGAGACCUUGUUAUGCAACUGUAAACUGAUCUUACUUUAUAUCUCAUACUCCCUC